Messenger RNA from Chilo suppressalis (striped riceborer), 814 nucleotides. The record is from the annotation of a GenBank genome assembly. NCBI's taxonomy places the organism in Eukaryota, Metazoa, Arthropoda, Insecta, Lepidoptera, Crambidae.
UUUCUACCGGUGAGUAAGGUUUCCAAAGUUUAAAGAGUAGAAGAUGGGGACACCCUUCUUUUUUAACGACUCUUUCUUUGCCGUCUAUUUAACAUAAACUUUUCUUGAAGUAACGUUUGAGAUCAUCUGUGCGUUCAUAACAUGAUUAUAUGUAUAAUAACAGUUUCAAUUAUUUAAAUUAAAUCAAUAAAUUGCUUAGUUCAAGUAUCGAAUCGUUUCGUUCACCGUAUAACUAAGGCGUACCGUACCGACAGUCGCGUUGUUUUGUUCCGAGUACUUUAAAUAUCAAUAUACAUUCAGUUGUUAGAUAAUUACUAGCCAAGUGACCGAGUGUUGUGAAACUUUGUAAAUAACAAGGUUUAAAAUGGCGUCUCUAAAUCAAAUGACCUGUAUUCUACUAAUUCUUCUCUCCUUGGUAUACAAAUCAAGCUGUAUUCAAUGCUUCUAUUGCAACAGUGCCAAUAACAGCGCGUGCUUGGACUUGAGCAGCUUCGAGGACGAGGAGAAGUUCCGCAUCAUUCCGAUUGUCAACUGUGAGACAGCUAUACCCAGUCCGGUCGCACUCAACUUCUUCUGCCGCAAGAUUGUGCAGACCAUUUACCACCCUCGCAAGGAUAGCGAGGUUCGCGUGACCCGCGGUUGCGGUUGGAUCGAAAACGAUCGACCGUGCUACCAGACCAGCAACCGAGACCAUCACGAGAUUGUGUGCGGUUGCAGCAACAACCUGUGCAACUCGUCAGACAAUCCAGACCCCGCCGCGUCGUGCAUUCUAUUCAUUAUAUUGGCUUUUUGUCUAUAUUUCUAUAGAGAAUAG